AUGUCGGUCAUCACAUAUCGCGACGCCGUUUCAUCAGUUCUGAGAGAAGCUUUGGAUCAGGACGAGCGCGUCUUCCUCAUGGGCGAGGACAUCGGGCCUUACGGCGGAGCAUUCGCCGUCACCAAGGGUUUUUGGGAGCAGUAUGGCAAGCGGCGCAUCAAGGAUUCCCCUCUGGCUGAAUCGGUCAUUGUCGGCGCCGGCGUAGGGGCGGCUAUGGCCGGCCUGCGACCCGUUGUCGAGCUGAUGACCAUAAACUUCAGCCUGCUGGCUAUGGAUCAGAUCGUCAACCACGCGGCCAAGAUCAGGUACAUGUCCGGCGGCCAGUUCUCGAUCCCGUUGAUCAUCCGCACCGUCACCGGCGCCGGCGCGUCGGUCGGCGCGACCCACUCCCAGUCCUUCGAGGGCUGGUACGCUUCCGUGCCCGGCCUCACCGUGGUAACGCCGUCCACCCCACGCGACGUGAUUGGCCUGUUCCGAUCCUGCCGUGACCUGAGCGACCCGGUCAUGUUCGUUGAGCACAUCUUGCUCUACGGCACGCGCGGAGAGGCUCCCGAUAGCGGCGAUUUUCGUAUUCCCAUCGGCCAGGCCGACCUCCGCCGCACCGGCGGUGACAUCACGCUAUGUGGCUACUCCCGCAUGGCGUUGGUCGCCGAGCAGGCGGCCGAUAUCCUCACCCGGGAAGGCAUCGAGGCAGAUGUGAUCGACCUGCGCUGCUUGCGUCCCUGGAUAUGCAAACGGUCUUCACCUCGGUCAAGAAAACGCACCGCGCCCUGA
Messenger RNA from Geodia barretti, 774 nucleotides. NCBI's taxonomy places the organism in Eukaryota, Metazoa, Porifera, Demospongiae, Tetractinellida, Geodiidae. The record is from the annotation of a GenBank genome assembly.